AUGCGGUCAAGUCCGAGCAAGUGGAAGGGACUGCCUGCGUGUUUGGCUGUAUUCGUGGCGGUGCCGAUUGCGGGUCCGUCGAAGGAGGUGUCGGCGGCUAGCGAGAGGGAUGCGGCGGUUGAUUUUCUUGGGUGGCCGUUGCCUUGUGUGGAGUUACCGGCGUCAGUGCCGCAAGUGUCGUGUGCGAAAGGAAACGCGAUGGGCGAAAACGCGCCGGGUGUGGGAGUGGUGGUGCGUUCGCUGAACCGGGCGUUUGCGGCAGGCGACGACGACGGGACAGGGGCCUUGAAGCCGCUGGAGCAAGAGACGUUGGUGACGGCCGUACGCAACGCAAUUUUGAAGGAGGCGGUCAAAACGGUGCGACGCGUAGACCUGGACUUUUCUACCUGUCGCUGGCGCUGGCUUAAGGUGGCUGCUUUGGUGCGUGAGAAGCUCUCGGGAGGCUGGGGGUCGGACGGCUACACCGAACCAGGAGAGGUGGCUGGAGAGGCGGUGUUGGGUAGGAAGCGGGAGGACGGAGAGCGGGAAGGUGGGCUGUUCUGGGCUUUGGUUGCGCGUGCGGAGUCACUUGUGUCGCGACCGAACGGUUUGAGUCCGGUAUGGUACCUGGCGUGCGUGUUGCAAAAGGUAUUGUUGCGCGGUCAGUUGGAAUCGUACCUACCCCCGCCGUGGCGCCCUGGUACGACGGGAUGGCGGUCGGUGAAGAUCCUGCAUAGUGCGGCUUUCCCGCACGAGUUCUUCCGACUGCCGGAUGCGGAGGCAUCCAUGGAGAUGGUCGCGGCGAGCGACAAGCUCGGUUGGUGGCUGCAUCAAGUGGAAACCAACGUCGCUGCCCGCGGCCUCAGCUGGACUCGCCGCAGACAUGAGUCCGGCAUCCGUCGACUCUGCGCCACCAUAGGCGAGCCCGUCUUCGACGCCGAAAUCACUCCCUGGCGCGAGCGCUAUUCGCCACCGCCCGGCUGGAACCUCUCCAACCGCGACUUCCUCAGCUACUUACUCGGCUUUACCGGCGCCCAGUCCCUCACCGAGGUCGCCGCCCCGCGGCCUCCGCGCCAAUCCCCGGCGGUUCCCGAAAUGGUUGACCUCGUCGACAGCGUUCUCCGCCGCUUUCUCCGGCAAGAACGAGAAGCCGAGGCCGCCAUGACGACGAAGACUUCUACCACGAAGACGUCUACGACGGAGACUUCUACGACGGAGGCUUCUGCGAUGGAGACUUCUACGGCGGACACUUCUACUAUGAACACUUCUGCGAUGUCGGCCCCUGCGGCCCCCUCGGUCCCCUCGGCCCCUGCGGCCCUUGCGGCGACACCCUCGCGAUAUGGCUCGCGUUCUUCCUCGAAGGCGGUUCGGGAGCAAAAGUUGGCUGCCCUGCUGGCGGCUUCGUUGCGACUGGCGCUGGAGGACCGCGAGCAGCCGUUGCAGCGGGUGAUGCCAGUGCAUCGUUGCGGAUGGCGAUGGGUGCAUUUGUCUGGAUUGAUGUUGGAGUGGCUGGAGGAGAAGGAGGUGGAGGAGCUGGUGGAUUUGGCUCGUGGUGUGUUGGGGGAAUUGGCGUCUCGGCAGUGGAUGUUGGCGUGUGCGAUGGAGACGUUUGUCCCGAACCGGCCGGUUGCUCGUGCGGUGCGUGGCUUGUUUGGCGCGGCGUCUUGGUGGGCUUGCGACCAUUUCUUGCACGCGGCAUAUUUCCCGCGGGACGUGGGCCGGCUGCCGGAAGGUGAUGCGGCGCGGCGACAGAUUGUGGCGGUGACUAAGGCGGCCCACUGGAUGUCGCGGGCACUCGAUCGUUUCCACGCCAGUGCCUUCACUUGGAGACCAUCCAAAUAUGUCGACAUCGCGGACUGGAUUUAUGGAACCCUCGAGCCCCAGACGUUGCUCAGCCUCCUCCGCCUCGUCCGUGCUCGUCUUCCGGUGAAACCCCCGCCUCGUGUGUCUAACAGACAACUGCUCCUUGCCCUACUCAAAUUCGCCGGCGUCUACAAGGUACGAACCGACGCUUUCAACCGCCUCGGCCGCCAAGGCUUCCGCCACAAACGACCCGCCGACGAUGACGCCGACUGCGACCCUAUCCACGGCCGACCCCUCGACAACGACGAUUCCCCGAACGGGAACCCCCGGAAACGGAACCCCCAAAACUAUCAGGCCGAUCACACCCAAACCUGGAACUUGCAAGAACGGAACCCCGGGGAACGGGACCCCCGGGAACCGGACUCCCGGGAACCGGACCCCCGGGAACCGGACCCCCGGGAACCGGACCCCCGGAAACCGGACCCCCGGAAACCGGACCCCCGGAAACCGGACCCCCGGGAACGGGAAAGCUAUCUGGGCAGAUUACCGCUCAAGAAGCGCAUUAUGACCUACUACAGCGACGAUGGGCCCCCUAGGCAGGUGUAG
This is a messenger RNA of Gregarina niphandrodes, 2388 nucleotides long. RefSeq lists its product as hypothetical. NCBI's taxonomy places the organism in Eukaryota, Apicomplexa, Conoidasida, Eugregarinorida, Gregarinidae. The record is from RefSeq and is a predicted model, not a curated record. Bases 1 to 2388 code for a protein of 795 amino acids. The transcript has a single exon.